Molecule: messenger RNA, 2847 nt
Organism: Dimorphilus gyrociliatus
Lineage: Eukaryota; Metazoa; Annelida; Polychaeta; Dinophilidae
Source: the annotation of a GenBank genome assembly
UUAAUUCGUUUGAGUUGAUUGAAGAUGUUUGAAAUCGGCUAAAUAUCGAACAAGAGUUCUUGAAAGAAGAUUCGAGUUGCUAAAAGUUUUGCAUAUAGCGCCCUCUCUGGUUUAUUUAUAAAAAAAUAGACUUCACUUUCAUUUUUCACUGAUAUGAGAUCUUAGACAAAACACUAUUUUUGACUCCUAUGUCAGGAUUAAGCUCUGGAUACCAAAUAAAUAUAUACAUUUUAUUGAAUAGAAUAUUUUUGCACAUUGAUAAUUCGAAAAUCACAAAAAACCCAAAAAUGAUUGAGGUUUGUUUUCAGCCUCAAAAUACUCAGAAAGUGGAGGUAACGUCAAAACAUGCGCUCCCUCAGCGCGUCUCUGGAAUCCUAUAAUCGAUUGAGUAUGCGCAGAAUGAUGGCGACGGCGGGAAAUGUCUGACGAAAGUGGAACUUUCUUUUAUCACUCGCCGAAUCAUCAAGAAGAUGAUAGGAUUCGGCGAAUGGUAAAAUUUGAUGAAUUAGUAACUCUUAAUGUUGGAGGUCAGAAAUUUGUGAUAGGAAAAGAUGUUUUAAAAAAAGUGCCAAAUACCAGAUUAUCUGCCAUUUGUGAAACUGAUGGAAAUUACAACAUUGAAAAGAAGGAGUAUUACUUCGAUAGAAAUCCAGAUUUAUUCAACUGCAUAUUGGAUUAUUAUCGAACGGAUGAAUUACAUUUCCCUCACAAUUAUUGUGGUCCGACGAUAUAUAAGGAACUAGUCUAUUGGCAAAUAGAAGAGGGAGAGAUAUCUUCAUGCUGUUGGAAUAGAUAUAGAGAAUUCGAGCAAGAAAAAAAAAUUUUCGCUCAAAUAGAAAGAGCUUUUGAGUCAAAGACACAGCCAGCAGAAGUAUCCGCAGUCAUUAAUUCGCAGUGGGGCAUCGAAACUUGGAGAAGACGUCUAUGGAUAUUUCUUGAGGAACCUAUGAGCUCUCGGGCAGCAAAAAUUUGGACAACAAUCUUCUUUAGUUUCGUCCUUUUCAGUAUCGCAAUUUUAUGUGUGGAAACGCAUCCAAUAGCUAGAGUUCCAAAAGAAUUUAAUGAAACAAAUAGAACGAGGGUUUCAAAAAAAUCGGUUGCAGUAAAUAAUCCUAAAUUGCAGCUACUAUUUACAACUAAUCCUCAUCCUGUUCUCAACUUUUUCGACAAGUUUUGUGCUUGGUUUUUUACAGUUGAAUUGAUUGUCAGAUUUUUUGUUGCUCCGAAUCACAUUAAAUUCUUUAUGUCUGCCAUGAACAUAAUCGACGUUUUAUGUGUUCUUCCUAUGUGGAUUAACAAUAUUCUUAAUAUUUUCGAGAUCAAUCUUAUCAAAGAGGAGGAUAUGUCGUUAUUGCCUGUAUUCUUUUUACUAAUGACCUUAAGAGUGUUACGAAUAUGUAGAAUACUUCGCUUAGCUCGUCAUUACACUGGAGUAAAAAUUCUGUUAUUAGCACUCAAAGCUUCAAUGGCAGAGUUAGCAAUGUUGCUCAUAUUUGUUUUCAUAGUCGUUAUGGUCUUUUCUGUGGUAAUCUAUUAUGCCGAAUUUUUUAGACCAGACACUUUUGGUUCUAUAUUUGAGGGAUACUGGUGGGCAAUUAUCACUUUGACUACUGUCGGCUAUGGUGAUAUGUACCCAAAGAGCGCUGUUGGCUACAUAAUAGGGGCUCUUUGUGCCCUGACAGGAAUCUUAGCUACUGGCUUACCGGUUCCAAUUAUUGCAAAUAAUUUUAAUUUGUACUAUUCGCAUGCACAGUUGCAAAAUGCCGUUGUACAGCGUAAGAAUAGAAAGCGAACAAAGGAAAUGAUAGCUAAUAUAGACUCUGAAAACGAUGAACCCUUCGACGAAGAGACCCUUUGACAUACUUAUGAAAUGGAUAAGAUAUUCCAUAGAAUAUUAGGAUUUGUAGGUUUAAAGAAAUUUCUUCAAUUUUCAUAAAUUUCUACUUUUACUUUUGAGAAUAACAACUUACUUUCUCACUAUGCAAAGAUUAGAAUUCGAAAAGGCGCACAUUUACACGCAAAAAUAUUUAAGGAAAAUUGUAGUGUUUAUAAAUAAUUGAAAGAAAACGAAUAUUAGUGGUGUCACAAGAGAGAAGAAACGUCGAGUAAAACAGAUGAAUAUUGACCAGUUCCACAGUUAUAUUCACUUAUAGAAAUGCAAUAAUUUUUACUGUUCUUUUAUUUAAAGAAGCGUGUAACGAGCGCCUUUCUUCAAAAUCUAAUUGAUGUUCGUGCUGAGACUUGGAACUGAUCAGUUAAUUGCCAUUGGGAUCGAAACUUCCGUUUGUAGAAAUUCUUUCUAAAUUCAUUCAGUUAUGUUUGUUUAAAAAAAAUACUGACCCAAAUCUAUCUCAUGUUUUUGCUUACGUCUUUUUACUGCUUAGUAUUUUAUUUUUUUGCAAGUAUAAGCGGACUAUUAAUCAUUUUUCAUAUGUACUCUUUCAAAUUUUUUAUUUUCGUUAAUUUUUUUAGUUAAAUUUCUUGAAAUAGGAGCAAAACAUGCAGCAAUGCAAGACAACUAUUUUAAUUAUCUUACAGCUUUCUACUAUUAAUGCAAAAUAGAAUCGUAUAUUAAAUGAAGGAAACUUAAUCUAUCUCUUGAUGUACUCCUCUAUUAAGGCAGUUUCAUGAUUAUUUUGAAUUUUAAAAAUUUCUGCUAAUACAUAUUUUGUAAAUCAAUUUAUUCGACUUUAAAUUCUCUUAAAUAGAAGAUAUCUGCUCAACUUAGAACGAUGUUAUUUAAUAAACAAACUUUCAUUUCUCUAAUUACUUAAUGGUAUGAUGAAGUCGACCACUAGGGAAAUGUAAUUUUCUCUAGAUGUCACUAGGAACAUUUUGUCGUGACUU